Messenger RNA from Lutra lutra (Eurasian river otter), 3052 nucleotides. RefSeq names its product FtsJ RNA 2'-O-methyltransferase 3 (gene FTSJ3). The transcript is spliced from 20 exons. Gene Ontology annotation, cellular component: nucleus; nucleolus; preribosome, large subunit precursor. The record is from RefSeq and is a predicted model, not a curated record. Gene Ontology annotation, biological process: maturation of 5.8S rRNA from tricistronic rRNA transcript (SSU-rRNA, 5.8S rRNA, LSU-rRNA); rRNA methylation; maturation of LSU-rRNA from tricistronic rRNA transcript (SSU-rRNA, 5.8S rRNA, LSU-rRNA). Bases 153 to 2663 code for a protein of 836 amino acids. NCBI's taxonomy places the organism in Eukaryota, Metazoa, Chordata, Mammalia, Carnivora, Mustelidae. Gene Ontology annotation, molecular function: rRNA (guanine) methyltransferase activity; rRNA (uridine-2'-O-ribose)-methyltransferase activity.
UCUGCCAGAGUGGUGAAAAGGGCCCUGGUUCAUGGUGUUUGCAGAGUUAGGUAGGGAACGGAGAGCGGAAUUUAGUGGUCCAGAAGGUCCGGAAAGAGACGUUCCAGUUUUUACUCUGUCCCCAGACCGAGUGACACUUCCCCCGUUUCACCAUGGGCAAGAAGGGCAAGGUCGGGAAGAGCCGGCGGGACAAGUUCUAUCACCUGGCGAAGGAGACCGGUUACCGCUCCCGUUCCGCUUUCAAGCUGAUCCAGUUGAAUCGCCGCUUUCAGUUCCUGCAGAAAGCUCGAGCCUUGCUGGACCUGUGUGCUGCGCCAGGGGGAUGGUUGCAGGUGGCUGCUAAGUUUAUGCCUGUAUCCAGCCUUAUUGUAGGAGUGGACCUGGUUCCAAUCAAGCCUCUUCCCAAUGUGGUGACACUCCAGGAGGACAUCACGACAGAACGCUGUAGGCAGGCUCUGAGAAAGGAACUGAAGACCUGGAAAGUUGAUGUCGUGCUCAAUGAUGGGGCCCCCAACGUUGGGGCUAGCUGGGUCCAUGAUGCUUACUCACAAGCCCAUUUGACACUGAUGGCUCUGCGUUUGGCUUGUGAUUUUCUGGCCCGUGGAGGCUGCUUCAUCACAAAGGUUUUUCGUUCCCGUGACUAUCAGCCUCUACUGUGGAUCUUUCAGCAACUCUUCCGCCGUGUCCAGGCCACUAAGCCCCAAGCCUCUCGGCAUGAAUCUGCAGAGAUCUUUGUUGUUUGCCAAGGAUUCCUGGCUCCUGACAAGGUUGACAGUAAAUUCUUUGACCCCAAGUUUGCCUUCAAGGAGGUCGAAGUUCAGGCCAAGACUGUUACCGAGUUGGUGACUAAGAAGAAGCCAAAGGCUGAGGGUUAUGCUGAGGGCGAUCUCACACUCUACCACCGUACUUCAGUCACUGACUUCCUCCGAGCUGCCAACCCUGUUGACUUCCUCUCCAAAGCCAGCGAAAUCUCACUGGAUGAUGAAGAGUUGGCCCAGCAUCCAGCUACCACUGAGGACAUCCAGGCGUGCUGUCAGGAUAUCAAAGUGCUGGGGCGCAAGGAGCUCAGGUCCCUCCUGAACUGGAGAACAAAGCUCCGGCGAUACGUGGCUAAGAAGCUGAAGGAGCAAGCGAAGGCCCUGGACAUCAGCCUCAGUUCCGGAGAGGAGGAGGAGGGUGAGGAGGAGUCUAAGGCUGGAACUGGGCAGCAGCUCUCUAAGGAGGACGAAGAGGAGGAACAAUUAAAUCAGACCCUGGCAGAGAUGAAGGCGCAGGAGGUGGCAGAAUUAAAGAGGAAGAAAAAGAAGCUGCUGCGUGAGCAGAGAAAACAGCGGGAGCGUGUGGAGCUGAAGAUGGAUCUUCCCGGGGUUUCUAUCGCAGAUGAGGGGGAGACUGGCAUGUUCUCCCUGCGCACCAUCCGGGGUCACCAGCUGUUGGAGGCGGUCACACAAGGGGAUAUGAGUGCUGCAGACACAUUUCUGUCCGAUCUGCCAAGAGAUGACAUCUACGUGUCCGAUGUUGAGGACGACGACGACGACGCAUCUCUGGAGAGUGACCUGGAUCCAGAGGAGUUGGCUGGAGUUGGAGGAUCUCAGCAUCUAAAGGACCAAAGGCGUGUACGAUUUGCUGAAGUAGAAGAUGAUAAAAAAGAAGAGGAAGAAGAAGAGAAUCCACUGCUGAUACCGCUGGAGGAAAAGACGGUAGCGCAGGAAGAACAAGCCAGUCUGUGGUUCUCUAAGGAUGGCUUCAGUGGGAUCGAGGAUGAUGCUGACGAGGCACUGGAGAUCCAGCAGGCCCAGCUACUAUCUGAGAGCCGUCGGAAGGGGCGACAGCAGGGGCCACAACCACCUCCCAGUCUGAAGACUGAGAAGAAACCUCCCCAGGACCAGGAGGAAGACCCUAAGGGGCCAGAGGCUCGAGCAGCAGCCAAAAUGGCCCCUGGGCCUGGCAAGGAAGGGGAUGGCAGCUCGGACAGUGACAGCGACAGCAGCAGCGAUGAAGAAAGUUGGGAACCCAAGCGCGGGAAGAAGCGAAGCUGCAGGCCUAAGUCCGAUGACGACGGGUUUGAAAUCGUGCCUAUCGAGGACCCAGCGAAACAUCAGGUACUAGACCCUGAAGGCCUGGCCCUAGGUGCUCUCAUUGCCUCUUCCAAAAAGGCUAAGCGGGAUCUCAUAGAUGACUCCUUCAGCCGGUAUGCAUUUAAUGAGGAGGAGGGGGAGCUUCCUGAGUGGUUUGUGCAAGAGGAAAAACAGCACAGGCUCCGGCAGCUGCCUGUUGACAAGAAGGAGGUGGAACACUACCGCAGACGCUGGAGGGAGAUCAAUGCGCGGCCCAUCAAGAAAGUAGCCGAGGCGAAGGCCAGAAAGAAACGGAGGAUGCUGAAGAAGCUGGAGCAAACCAAGAAGAAGGCAGAGGCUGUGGUGAACACCGUGGACAUCUCAGAACGCGAGAAAGUGGCUCAGCUUCGGAGUCUUUACAAGAAGGCCGGGCUCGGCAAGGAGAAACGCCAGGUCACCUAUGUGGUAGCCAAAAAAGGCGUGGGCCGCAAAGUGCGCCGGCCAGCUGGGGUCCGAGGCCACUUCAAGGUGGUGGACUCAAGGAUGAAGAAGGACCAAAGAGCACAGCAAAGGAAAGAGCAGAAGAAAAAACACAGACGGAAGUGAGCAGAGCCACCAGGACCCCUGAGAAAACAGUGUGAGGACACGGAGGUGUGAUUCCGGCCCCCCUGGUACCAGCUAUAGGCUUCCUUGUGUCGGGAGUCUGCUGGGAAGACAGGUGGGGUGCCUAGAACUCUCGCGGUGGUCCUGUGGGGUGAGGGAAGAUGUUCCCCUGCCUGAAGGAAGGUCUUGGGCCAUGUCCUGUUGAUGCUGCUGUUGGCACCCCCCCACCGGCCCCAAGCUCUCUUGUUAGGAACGUGGAGACUAGAUGAACAGUCUCCUGAGGGGAAGGUUGGUGUUGGAGUGGCAGUCGCUCUUUCUGGGCAAGCUGGCCUCUCAGGCCUUCCCCAUCCUCUUCUGUUAUCUGAAUAAAACCAGGGUAGUAUCUUUUCUGA